GCACACUUCGGCGGCCCGUUUAACACCACGCCCCUCCGCUCCCAUCCCCACUGCGACUCAUCCACAAUGGCCGACAACAUCCCGGCCAAGUUCAAGGCCUUCAAAAUAGCCCCCUUCGCCAAACUCGCCGCCCAGUACGACCACCUCGAGCUCAAGGACCCAGAGCACGGGGACCCAGAGCACGAGGACCCAGAGCACGAGGACCCCAAGCUCGAGCGCCGCGGGCGCAUCAUAGCCUUCUGGCUGCGCUUCUACAUUGCGGAAAAGAUCCUCCCCUCCAAUCUCCACGAGACCGACGCAGAAUGCGGCGAAUACGCGACAAAUCUGAUGGAGAAGCUCGAGCAGACCCGGAAAAUGUACCCCGAUGAGGAUGCCCUGAAACGAUAUAACGCUGCCGCGCCCAAAUUCUGCAAACGCUUUGCUCUGCAUAUCUUUGAAAAAGCAAAUAAGGAAAUGGCAACAGGCCACGCUUCGGAAGACACCGCGGACACCUUUCAACGCGCUGCGAACCUCCUCGAUAUGUUGGCAAUAUGGGAGGAAGACCCCGAGCCCGAUAUCAAGUCGAAACGGAAGGCCGCAAAAUACCACGCCAUUCGCAUCCUAAAAGCCCUCCGUGCAGGCGAAGACCCCAACCUCACGAAUCCCGUCCACGAACCAUCAUCUCCACAAGCAGCGUCUCCUUUCGCCCUCGACCCAAACGACCCAGAAGUUCUAAACAUAAUCCAGGGCAUCGAGAAGCCGCCCAUGCAGAACCCGUACCAGUCAUACGUGGAAUCUGCACCUAAUACCGACGCGCAGCCGUCACCAACAUUCUCUGCACCGAAAGUUUCUCCGCCGCCGAACCUUCCUUCAGCACCCACAGGGUAUGGCUCGCACCGCGAUGUAUCGCCCAUGUCGCAUCCGGCUGCGUCUCGUCAGGGCUCCGUAGAUUCGGCAGGUGGGGGAUAUUUUCCAAGGGCCAAUGUCCCAACCUUUACGGCAGACAAUGCGGCGCCUGGCCUGCCAACUGCGCCUUCCCUAGAGGACGAACCAAUGACCACCCCAUUCGAGACCUCAUCUCUGCCGACAGGGUCUGAGAUGCCCCAAGCACCACAAGUCCCCGACCCGCAGAACUUCUAUCAAAAUGCAACAUUGCCGCCGCAAAAUAUGUUUCAGCAGGCCCCACCGCGGUCCGGUUUCGCAUCACCGCCGCCGCCGACAUUCCGAGCUCCGUCACAGCCACAAUAUAAUCAUUCGCCUCAACCGCCGCAACCCCCUCAGCCAGCGCCAAUGACAACCCAGGUCUUUCAUCAGGACCCUAUUAGGACUGACGAAGAGUCGGUGCUCGAAGCUCAGAAGCACGCUAAGUGGGCAAUAUCUGCGCUAAACUUUGAGGAUGUAAAUACCGCUGUCAAAGAGUUGAGGGUAGCUUUGAGAGCUUUGGGUGCCAACUAGAGCCAAGGCCAUGUAGGAUAUGAUCCUGAGGGAGCUGGAUAAUCUUCUCCUAGUAGGAUUCGUUGUAUACCCCGGGACAGCGCAUAGAUAUACGAUGAUGAUUGUACGCUGAAACGAAAUCCAAUGCGAAGAAUACCAGUAGAGAAUCCCAC
Molecule: messenger RNA, 1586 nt
Organism: Trematosphaeria pertusa
Lineage: Eukaryota; Fungi; Ascomycota; Dothideomycetes; Pleosporales; Trematosphaeriaceae
Product: DUF605-domain-containing protein
Exons: 3
Coding region: 67-1434 (455 amino acids)
Biological process (GO): late endosome to vacuole transport via multivesicular body sorting pathway
Cellular component (GO): multivesicular body
Source: RefSeq, a predicted model, not a curated record